CACAUAAGUCAAAUUUCAUUGGGUAACAUAACACUACAAAUUACUUUAUCACGAGUUUAAUCUACUCUCCUAAUCCAAGACUACUUUAAAAGCAAUAUGGUGCGGUUGUCUCCAGCUCUCUUGCGUGUGCCGGUAAUAAAGUUCCGUAAAGGAGGUUUGGGACACUCGGGAUCGGGUGCUGCACCCGCGGCGGCCGCGGCGCCUGCGGGAGCUCCUGCACCUUCUGCGUCUUGCGCCUUCAGGCCGGCAGGAGCACCACAAAUGAGCACCAGUGCUAUUCCUGACAUUGACCUUCCGGCACGCUACAGAAGAAAACCCCUCUCUCAGGAAGAGAUUGACCAGAUCAACGGAGGAGGCAUUGCUGAUCCUCCAAAGCUGGAGGGGAAAAAGUGAGCUAAACAAAUGACAUCAUCAUUGUAAAGGGAAAUACCGCACUAAACAUUUUUUGAAACCGAAAAAGGAAGGACCUUUACCAUUGGCGACUUUUAAAAUACCUCGUGGUGUCCUGCUUCAAUCAGGCAAGAAAAAAAAGCUAGUAUCCCUAAGUGUAACUAUUGGAAAGCAAAGGGAAAAUAAAUAAUUCAAGUUGAACAUAAUCAUUUUAUUGAAAAAAUAUAAAAUAGUAUUUAUUACUGAGAA
Messenger RNA from Cydia splendana, 639 nucleotides. RefSeq lists its product as uncharacterized. Lineage: Eukaryota; Metazoa; Arthropoda; Insecta; Lepidoptera; Tortricidae. Bases 97 to 393 code for a protein of 98 amino acids. The record is from RefSeq and is a predicted model, not a curated record. The transcript is spliced from 4 exons. Gene Ontology annotation, biological process: 2-oxoglutarate metabolic process.